GCGACUGCAGUAUUUGUUGUCUGCAGUAUUUCGCUGGAAAGCAAUGGCGGCAGCAGUUGCCGGUUGAUCCUUGUUGUGCAACUUGUGUUAUGAGUUUUUUGUCCAGAUUCUUGGUGCAGAAUGCAUCGUUUACGCGAUGGAGUGUUCUGAAGAACAUUGAGUUCAAGGGAACAUCUUUGUGUUGCUUGCGUAGAUCAGGAUCGAUUUAUUGUGCGCCAACAACCGAUGUAAAGUUAAAGUAUUUCAAAUGUUCAGUGAAAUAUUACAGCACCCGCGAAAAGACCAGGAAAAAGAACUUCUACAAAGUGCUUGGCGUGUCACCCAAGGCCACCCAGGCACAGAUUAAAAAUGCGUUUUACAAGCUAUCCAUCACGCACCAUCCGGACAAGCACAAGGGAAGCGAAGAGUCGCACGAAAAAUUCCAACAGAUCAGCGAGGCUUACAACGUGCUAAGCAAUAAGGAGACGAGAAAACAAUACGAUCGAGAACUUAUUGUCGAGGGACAAUUACGCGCGGAGCACACUCAUGCCUAUAAGCCACCCCAAUCAUUUAAGAAGGAUCCUGCAUCAAUUUACAAUUUUGAUGAAUGGACGAAAGCUCACUACUCAAACCAGCUCGAUCGAAAUCAACGAACAAGAAUUAGAAGAGAAGAGCUUAAGGUAGAAAAUUCAAGCACGGCAAAAAUAGGACCCGGUACAAUGAAGAAGACUUUUUUCAUCAUUACUGCUGCAAUAUCUGCCUUUAUGUAUAUUUAUCUCAGCAGGCAAAGAAAACAAAUCUUGGAAUCCACAGACGACUAGCCCUUUAAACUCCCAGCACUGAUCAAAACCUAUGUUCUCUCAAUAGGCAAAAUUAAUUAAUAGUGAAGAGAACUUUGAUGCCAAGGUUGGGAGAAAAAGGGUUUUAAUCUCCUUUACUUUAUCAGCUUUAAUACAUUCUAACAAAAGAUUAUUUUGUCUAAACCAAACAAAACAGCAUGUUUAGUUCUUAUGGAAAGAAUUAGUGCAUUAAUACCCUGCAAGCAGGGUCACUUUGAUCUUUCCUAGGUAAGUCGGGAGACACGAUCGCAGAUCUCUGACUGGGCCUAUUAGCUCAACCAGAAUUGCAUCCACGUAUAAAGUAAGAACACUGUAAUGCUUGCAGUAGCCUAUGAUGCUUUUUUGCCAUUGAUGGAACUGCAAAAUGAAAGAAUGAAGUGACUCUGUUCACAGGAUACCACACUCCUCACAGGGUACUGCAUCAUAGGCUCACACAAGCAUUACAGUGCUCUUACUACAAUUCAGUUCUAAAGAAAUUGCCCUUGUGUGUACAAAUAUUUAAUUUUCCUUCAAUAAGUUAAUCUGGUUCCAAACUUUGGAGAAAAAAAAACAACAAAAUAACUCAAUGUUUAGUUAGCAAUGAAAAAGUUCUUUUGGUCUCUUCUUCCAAGUAUCUGAGUCAAGUUAUUGUUACUUUUUUCAUAAAUUGAUCACUGGAAAUAUGUAAAUACCUUGAAAACAAUCUACAAUAGUGAUAAUUUUAUAAUAAAACAAUGUCUCCAGCAUGGUUUUUGGGACUAAUCAAGACAAA
Molecule: messenger RNA, 1569 nt
Organism: Orbicella faveolata
Lineage: Eukaryota; Metazoa; Cnidaria; Anthozoa; Scleractinia; Merulinidae
Product: dnaJ homolog subfamily C member 30, mitochondrial-like
Source: RefSeq, a predicted model, not a curated record